UCCGACCGUGGUCCUCGCAGUCGUACAAUUGCUGUACUGUCGUUGUCGUAGUCGUACUGUCGUAGUCGUAACCGCCAACUUGUACGGACAUAUGCGACCUGCGCACGCUCUCGAUCACGUUCACCUACGCACACUCGAAAAUCUCGUGACUUGACUCGCCGUUUUUUUUCAUUCGCUUUCGCGACCGUUGUGAUUUCUUUACUACAACCAUUGUCAAUACCUUAACUUGCUCUUAAUUCAAUUCCUUAUUGUUGUCCGUUCAGUGCUCAUCUGUAAUCCGCGUAGACAAUAAUUGUUGAAGGUAGUCAGUUUUGGGACGCACGUAAUUAUCAUUUGACAUUUUGAUUGAACAACGCCUUGUUUUGGAAGGCUCUGUUAUACAAUUAAUGUGAAGUGUUUUAAAUUUAAACAAUAAUUACAAAAUACUUAAUAACGUGGACACAAUUAUUUUAGUUUGUCGUGCAGAAUAAUACUUUACGUUAUUUUACUAUAUUACUGUUUAACAGAUAUAAUUAUAUGUGUUGAUGAUAUACAUCUGUAUACUAUACUCUAAUCCCACUAAAACAUAAAUCCAACUCGAUUUGGAAAAAAAAUCAUCUAUUUUUACUUGAUUAACAUUCGAAAACAUAUAUAAUGAACGUUUGUGACGCACCACAACCACAAUACUUACCUGACUUGGUGAUGGAUAUUAUAUUUUCAUACUUGAAACUGUCCGAUUUGUAUAGCUGCAUGUUGGUCUGUCGGAAUUGGAAUCGAGCAAUUAACGAUGGCAGAUCAGAGCCAUGGAAAUCGUUGUGUCACCGUGAGUUAUUGAAGUCAAAACUUUUGGCACCACUCCACAACCAUAAAAAAUCAUUACAGUUCAUAUAUAAUUCAUGGAAUCCAAAGGAUAGUUCCAUAAACAUCUUCGACGAAAAUCAUCUUUUGUUACCAUUCCCCAGUCCUAAAAAUAAAUUACGCACCUUAUAUAAUUCAUGGAAUCCAAAGGAUUGUUCCACGAACAUCGUUGUUGAAAAUUAUGGUUUCACAUUCAUUCGCAAUCCAAUCAUAGAGAGUACAGAUAUGAUACGAACUAAAACUGGUUAUAAAACUGGUAAACACGUAUGGGAAAUUACAUGGAAUGAAGAACUAGGCACAGUUGCAAUGAUCGGUCUGUCAACAAAAAAGGCGCCAUUGCAUUGUACUGGUUACAUACCUUUGUUGGGCGCUAACAAGCAUAGUUGGGGUUGGAACUUGGUCGAUAACGUUUUGUUACACAAUGCAAUACCACAUGGUAACUACCCAUUGUUAAAGAAUGAUCCUAAAUAUACAUUUGGUGAAAAAUUAGAUUUAGUGCUAAAUUGUGAAAAUGGUACUUUGCACUUUGAAAAAUGUAAUGUAUUUUUAGGUAUAGCUUUUAAAAAUUUACCUAAAACUAAAUUAUAUCCUUCGGUGUCUGUUGUUUAUGGUUACACGGAAGUAUCAGUACUGUAUAUUGGUAACACGGGGUCCACGCGAUGACAAAGGUGGCAAACCCUAUUCUGAUCAUGCUAUUCCUGGCAACGCGAUGCGGCGGAAUACAAACAGUUUUGAUUUUCGCCGCAUGUAGGCCACGGUCUAAGCCUCAAUAUGAUUAGGUAAACCUAGUUUUUGUAAGAAUUCAAUUUGAUAGAUUAUAAAAUACUGAUUGACAUAAGUGAAAAAUAUUCCUUUAUUGAUAAUUUAAAAUAUAAAAUCCGCAAUUAAGUAAUUUACUGAUUUUUAAUUUAAAAUACAUAGUUUAACUUCAUAAUAACUUACACAUUUUCAAUUACAUAAAUUAAAUAUUAUAACUUUACAAAUUAAUGUAGAUUAUGUUUGUAAACCUUUGAAAUUACAAACAUUUUUAUAUUAUUAUAUAUUAUAUGUAUAAGUUCUUUUUGUGGUGUAUAGAAUAAAAUUAAUUUUUGGUUUAUAUUAAUUAAAUAGUAUGAUUAGUGUUAAAUUAUAUUUAAUUUAUUUUACUACUACUAAUUGUUGAAUACAACCUGUA
Molecule: messenger RNA, 2011 nt
Organism: Metopolophium dirhodum (rose-grain aphid)
Lineage: Eukaryota; Metazoa; Arthropoda; Insecta; Hemiptera; Aphididae
Product: F-box/SPRY domain-containing protein 1-like
Exons: 2
Coding region: 634-1500 (288 amino acids)
Biological process (GO): synapse assembly involved in innervation; proteasome-mediated ubiquitin-dependent protein catabolic process
Cellular component (GO): synapse; SCF ubiquitin ligase complex
Molecular function (GO): protein binding
Source: RefSeq, a predicted model, not a curated record